Molecule: messenger RNA, 531 nt
Organism: Aspergillus welwitschiae
Lineage: Eukaryota; Fungi; Ascomycota; Eurotiomycetes; Eurotiales; Aspergillaceae
Exons: 1
Source: RefSeq, a predicted model, not a curated record
GACAUAAAUUAAAUUCUCCCAUAGAUUUUACAUUGCUUCACAAGGUCUAGUACCCUGGUGUGGAGUCGAUAUCAUGGUUUAGUUGUCUUUUUCCCUGUCCCGUGGCAUGACCACCCUUGUAGGUAUGUAUGGACGGUAAGCCGGCACACAGACACACAACCAUGAAUGAUAAAUAGCCUUGCCAGUCGGAGAUUCUGAACGGAAGAAGUAAGCAUUUCGAAAGCAAAGUUAACAAUCAAAUCCCGAAUACUAAGUAGAAUGGGCUCGCCUCAUCCUUCACCUACUCUUCCGCCUCUACUCCCACUUCAGCCCCCAACAUCGUACUACCCAAAUCGCCGCAAGGUGACCCUAUGCAUGCAAGAAGAAAAGAAAAAUCACACUAGCCUCAUUCACGGGAGGCGUACAAAAGCCGAACGAGUCCAAGCGCCAGUAAGCCCGGCGUCGGCCGCUGUGAGCAUCGCACUAAACUAGCAGGGGGGUGGGUGGGUGAGGGGCGGUGGUUGAAGUCAGGUCAGGUCAGGUUUAUGAAAG